Jatropha curcas is the source of this 1909-nucleotide messenger RNA. RefSeq lists its product as uncharacterized. Gene Ontology annotation, biological process: RNA processing. NCBI's taxonomy places the organism in Eukaryota, Viridiplantae, Streptophyta, Magnoliopsida, Malpighiales, Euphorbiaceae. Gene Ontology annotation, molecular function: nucleotidyltransferase activity; RNA binding. The record is from RefSeq and is a predicted model, not a curated record.
UUUUUCCUUAAAAAAAAAAAAAAUAGUGCCAUUCUAAAACCCUGAAAGCCCUAAUUCAUGGCAAUUUAUCAAAGGGUUUAAGCAUAUCUUCACAUGUCCUGAUUCAUGGCGAUUUCAGGUCUAAGCGGCUUCGCUGGCAGACCUCAAUUCUGUCUUCGUCCUCGUCUCUUUGACUGCAUUCUUAAUGCUCGAUACGCCGCCGUUGCAGCAAUCGAGAUGCUUGAUGAACCAGAACAUGUCAUUGAUGUUAGGAGACGCAGUUCAGGAAGAGAAGGAAAAGGUAAGGGACCAGAUUGGAAGAAGUUGAACUCCAAGGACCUUGGAAUUAGUACUUCCAUGAUAGCAAGGCCUACGAGAAACGUUCUUAAUGUGCUCAAGCAAAGAGGACAUGAGGUAUACCUUGUGGGUGGUUGUGUCCGCGAUCUCAUUUUGAAGCGAAUACCAAAGGAUUUCGAUAUAAUAACAUCAGCUGAACUUAAAGAAGUAUUGAGAGCAUUUUCUCGGUGUGAAAUAAUUGGCAAACGGUUCCCUAUAUGUCAUGUACAUAUUCAGGACACAGUUGUGGAGGUUUCAAGUUUUAGCACCACUGCACGAAAGUUUGGUGGGAACUUCAGCUAUGAUGUUCAAAGUCCCAUUGGAUGUGAUGAAAAGGAUUAUGUACGUUGGAGAAAUUGUUUGCAGAGGGAUUUCACCAUUAAUGGGUUCAUGUUUGAUCCUUAUGGGAAAAUUGUGUAUGAUUACAUGGGAGGUCUAGAAGAUAUUAGAAAGGCUAAAGUACGAACUGUGAUCCCAGCAAGUAAUUCUUUUCAAGAGGACUGUGCUCGCAUUCUGCGAGCAGUAAGAAUUGCUGCCCGUUUAGGAUUUCGCUUUUCAAGAGAAACAGCUCAUUUUGUUAAGAUUUUUGCUAGCUCAAUUUUGAGACUUGAUAAGGGAAGGCUUCUGAUGGAAAUGAAUUACAUGCUAGCAUAUGGUGCUGCAGAAGCUUCUUUGAGGUUAUUAUGGAAAUUUGGGCUUCUUGAAAUACUUCUGCCCAUUCAGGCAGCAUAUUUUGUUCGCCAUGGUUUUCGGAGACGUGACAAGAGAACCAAUAUGCUUUUGUCUCUGUUUUCCAACAUGGAUAAACUUCUUGCACCUGAUAAGCCAUGCAACAGCAGCUUAUGGGUUGCGAUCUUAGCAUUCCAUAAAGCAUUAUCUGACCAACCAAGGGAUCCUUUGGUGGUUGCGGUAUUUUGUCUUGCUGUCUAUAAUGGCGGAGAUAUAUCAGAAGCGGUAAACAUUGCAAGGAGCAUCACCAAGCCACAUGAUGUCACCUUUUAUGAAUUAUCAGAACCUGGAGUUUUGGAUUCAAAAGCAUUGAUCAAUGAGGUUAUGGAUCUUGCAGCAUUUAUUAAACGCGUGUUAAAUAUGAUGACUGAUGAAUAUUAUGUCUCUCAAGCAAUGGCAGAGUAUCCUAAAGCCCCGCGUUCAGAUCUAGUAUUCAUUUCAUUACCCUUGUAUUUAAAAGCGUGCAGGAUUUUCGACUGUGUAAUACAGGGUAGAGAGAAGGGAUUCGUCCCUAAACAAGGUAGGAAGAUAAAUUAUGAAUUAUUAGCCUUAGGAAGCUUGCGUGAGAUUAGGCAUACUUUUGCAAGGAUCGUCUUUGAUACUGUGUACCCUCCCACUUUAACAUAAACCAAUUCUUUGUACUCUGGCUCGACAAUAUUCGUGUUAAGAGAAUUAUUUAAAAAAGAUUAAGAAUAAUUGGAAAAACAUCACUUUUUGUUUUUCCAAUCCCUAGUUUUGUCUGCGACUCUUUGUUUCUUUUUCCUUCUUAGUGGGUAGUGUGAAUUAAAAAAAGGGCUUUAUUCCCUUAUACUGUAUGAAUUCAAAAUUUUUGUAGCGAUAAUAGAAGGACAAAGCUUUCGAACUA